This is a messenger RNA of Cebus imitator (Panamanian white-faced capuchin), 401 nucleotides long. RefSeq names its product interferon lambda receptor 1-like. The record is from RefSeq and is a predicted model, not a curated record. Lineage: Eukaryota; Metazoa; Chordata; Mammalia; Primates; Cebidae. The transcript is spliced from 2 exons. The annotation marks the transcript as partial.
AAAGAAAGAAACACUACGGUGUCUGCCAACCCCACUCUCUCCUGGCUGUGAAACCAAUCCCCACAGCAGUUCUGCCACUCGCUGCGUCUUUUCCAAACAGACCCUAUUUCCAGUCACUCCCCAUGGCCAGCCAGUUCAGAUCACCCUCCAGCCAGCCGCCAGUGAACGCCACUGCCUAAGUGCCAGAACCAUCUACACCUUCAGUGUCCUGAAAUACAGCGAGUUCUCUCAGCCCGCCUGCUUCUUGCUGGAGGUCCCAGAAACCAACUGGGUUUUCCUGGUGCUGCCAUCACUUCUGCUACUGCUGUUAGCAAUCGCCACAGGGGGUGUGAUCUGGAAGAGCCUCAUGGGGAAUCCCUGGUUUCAGCAGGCAAAGAUGCCACGUGCCCUGGUAUAGCAAA